CACACAGAGAUACGUACGCACGCACGCUCUCUCUCUCUCUCUCACACACACACCCCUCAGCACCGGUGAUGCAUCCCCGCGGCAAGGGCACGGCCAAGUCCUCCUCAGAACCGCCUCCACGUUAGAAUGGUGCAGAAAUCUCUGAACGGCGGGGUUUACCCAACUCAAGCCGGGGAGAAGAAGCCCAAAGUCGGGUUCGUCGGCUUGGACCCGGGCGCUCCCGAAUCCACCAGGGACGGGGCGCUGCUCAUCGCCGGCUCGGAGRGCUCCAAGCGCGGCAGCAUCCUCAGCAGACCCAGGUCCAGCAUCUCCUGCGGGAGACCCAGACCGUCGAAGAAAAGCGCCAGCUACCGGAAACUCCAGAAUUUCCUCUACAACGCGCUGGAGAGACCGCGGGGCUGGGCGUUCAUCUACCACGCUUAUGUCUUCUUCUUGGUCUUCUCCUGUCUCAUCCUCUCUGUCUUUGCUACCAUCAAAGAGCACAAAGACAAGUCAGAGAAUGCCUUGUACAUCUUGGAAUUUGUGACCAUCGUGGUGUUCGGAGUAGAGUACAUUGUUCGGAUAUGGUCUGCUGGUUGUUGCUGUCGGUACAGAGGAUGGAGGGGGAGGCUAAAAUUCGCCAGAAAGCCUUUCUGUGUCAUAGACAUCAUGGUGCUGAUCGCUUCAGUGUCUGUACUGGCAGCGGGGUCUCAGGGGAAUGUUUUUGCCACUUCGGCCAUCAGAAGUCUGAGGUUCCUGCAGAUCCUGCGCAUGCUGCGCAUGGAUCGCCGCGGAGGCACCUGGAAACUCCUGGGAUCUGUGGUUUACGCCCACAGCAAGGAGCUCAUCACAGCCUGGUAUAUUGGCUUUCUGUGCCUCAUCCUGGCUUCUUUCCUGGUUUAUUCUGUGGAAAAGGAAUCAAACGACGAGUUCGAGACAUAUGCUGAYGCUCUGUGGUGGGGACUGAUCACGCUCACCACCAUCGGUUAUGGCGAUAAAGUUCCCAAAACCUGGAACGGGCGCAUGAUCGGAGCUGCGUUCUGUAUGAUCGGCGUGGCUUUCUUUGCUCUUCCUGCUGGCAUUCUAGGUUCUGGCUUUGCCCUCAAAGUCCAGGAGCAGCACAGGCAGAAACAUUUUGAGAAGAGACGGAACCCUGCAGCCGGCCUCAUCCAGGCUGCUUGGAGGUUUUAUGCCACCAACCUUUCCCGCACAGACCUGCUGAGCACCUGGGAUUUUUACGAGCAGACCGUGGCCGUUCCAAUGUACAGAGUUAUUCCRCCUCUGAAUCAGUUGGACCUUCUGAGGAACCUGAAGAGCAAGUCAUUCAGGAAGGACUCGCAGGCAGAAACCUCUCCCAGUAGUGAAAAUGCACACAAAGACAGACUUUGUGGGUGCUGCCCGAGAACUAUUAGUCGGAAGGCCAGYAUGAAGGACAAGGUGUUUCCCAGUCCUUCCAAAACUCCCAUGGUUAAGGGGAAGGCUCUCUCUCCGGGGGCGGAGGAUGGGGCCGACGCGAKUCCCAGCAAGGUCUCCAAGAGCGGGAGCUUCAACGAGAAGAACCGAGGGCAGAAGCACUCCCUCAAAGUCCGGGGCAGCACCUCGCGCCAAAACUCAGAUGUGCUGAUUGAAAUGCAGGACGACGACUUUGGACUGAAGCGUUCUCCAGCAAUUGAAGGUUUAAUAAAGGCAAGCCUUCCAGGAGAAGAAAUGGGUGAUGAUAAGAGCUGCCAUUGUGAGUUUUUUACCCAAGAAUUACCUCCAGGAUUGAAAGUUACAAUACGAUCAAUUUGCGUCAUGAAGUUCUUGGUGUCGAAGAGGCGGUUCAAAGAGAGCUUGCGGCCGUAUGAUGUCAUGGACGUGAUUGAACAGUACUCUGCGGGCCACCUGGACAUGCUGUCACGCAUUAAAAACCUGCAGGCCAGGAUAGAUAUGAUUGUUGGGCCCCCUCCCCCAACAACACCUCGCCAUAAGAAGUCCACUGAAGGUCCUAGAGUCGACCAGAUAGUCGGUAAAGGUCCUAAAGUUGACGGGGACGCUGCAGACGACCAGAGCAUGAUGGGACGUUUAGUGAAAGUGGAAAAACAGGUGGUUUGCAUGGACAGGAAACUCGAUUUCUUGGUCAACGCGUACGUCCAGCGUAUGGGCAUCACUCACUCAGAAACAGAGGCCUUUUUCAACUCCAAAGAGCCGUAUCCAGCUCCACCUUACCACAGCCCAGAGGAGACCAAGGAGGAGAAGGAAGGAGCAGAGGAAGUGAAGGAGGAAAAGAAGGUGAAGACAUCCUCAGCGGAUGCUCUGUGUUCUGAUGAAUCUCUGGAAAAGAAAGAUCCUCUACUUGGUCAGUCUGUGGCGAGAUCAGUGGGCACUCCAUCUGGCAGCAACAGCAACAGCCGCCCCUCGACGUCCUGGCAGCACCAGCUGCAGCACCCCCUCAGCCAACCUGCCUGGGGCAGCAGCGUGGCCAACACCCCCUCACCUGUAGCAGCUGGAGGCGACAAGUCGCCCACCGUAUUCCGCCUUCCUCCCCCACCUGCUCGAGUGCACGACCGGUUGUCCUCUGGACACGGUGGCAGCCGCAGGGAGGGCGGCUCAAACGGCAGGAGGCGCCACAGGAGGCAGAGGUGUCAGCAAGACGCCACCGCCGUAGAAAGUGACACGUCUCUCUCCAUCCCGUCUGUUGACCACGAGGAGCUGGAGCGCUCCUUCAGCGGUUUCAGCAUCUCUCAGGCCAAGGAGGACUUCUUCGGGCCUUCUUUCUUUACAGGCUCAUUAGCGGGCGUGACAGGGACCGAAGCUGGAGCCGGACCAUCAAUCUGUGCCAGGGUCAGACCUUUUAUAGCUGAAGGGGAAUCAGAUACGGACUCUGACCUGUAYGCUCCUUCACCUCUGUCCUUCACUGGAGAGCUCUCAUGUGGAGAGAAGGGAUGGCCGGGACUGAAGUAGGUCAGGGAGGUUUUCUCAGUUGAGACUUGUGGCGACAGACCAGUGCCAACGCGAGAGCCUUCAUUAGACCUUCCAGCCAACUAACUCAUCGUCCAAUAUUACAAAUCAUUUUAGGUUAAACAAAUUCAUACAAAAGAUACAAAAAACAUGAUCAAAUAGAAAAAAAAAUCCCCAAAAGUUUACUUUUGCCUCACAAUUUAUGAUUACAAACCAACAAUUCACAAGCUAUCCUUAAUUUUUCUUUUUACAUUAMAAGAUUUUGGAUAAGUAGAAAAAAGAGGAUUGUUGUUUAACUUUUUAUUCCAAAUAGUACACGCGUUCAAGGUCUUURUAUGUUAAAAAACACUUCAGCAGACAAAUGGGAGUUUGUAAUGCAACGUUGUGAAAAUCUUAUCACUUGUUUAGCAYACUGUCUUGAAAACCUCUAUAUCUUUGAAUGACUUGAGGUGUUACGAUGCCAAACCCUUAGCUAUCCGUUAGAUUCUUGCAGAGUAAAAAAAGGCUUGCUUCUUCUCCUUCUUCAAAAAAAAAAACUCCCCUUAAAAA
Molecule: messenger RNA, 3468 nt
Organism: Austrofundulus limnaeus
Lineage: Eukaryota; Metazoa; Chordata; Actinopteri; Cyprinodontiformes; Rivulidae
Product: potassium voltage-gated channel subfamily KQT member 2
Exons: 19
Coding region: 127-2922 (931 amino acids)
Biological process (GO): potassium ion transmembrane transport
Cellular component (GO): voltage-gated potassium channel complex; membrane
Molecular function (GO): voltage-gated potassium channel activity
Source: RefSeq, a predicted model, not a curated record